Molecule: messenger RNA, 2039 nt
Organism: Tachysurus vachellii
Lineage: Eukaryota; Metazoa; Chordata; Actinopteri; Siluriformes; Bagridae
Gene: asic4a
Product: acid-sensing (proton-gated) ion channel family member 4a
Exons: 10
Coding region: 1-1641 (546 amino acids)
Biological process (GO): sodium ion transmembrane transport
Cellular component (GO): membrane
Molecular function (GO): ligand-gated sodium channel activity
Source: RefSeq, a predicted model, not a curated record
AUGAUGCCGGUCGAGUUUGUUUGUAAGAUUAAGUUCUCAGAGGAAGAGGAGAAGCGGAGAGGCAGAGCGGAUGGAGGAGAGCGCGCGAGUCUGCUGGAGGAGAGCUGUCGCGCGCCGGUGAAGGACCUAGCCGGUUUCGCGAGCUCGUGCUCUCUGCACGGGAUGAAGCACGUGUUCGGCGUGUCGGGCAGCGGCGGUAGCUGCACGAGGCGCGUGCUCUGGGCCGUGGCGCUGCUGGCGUCGCUCGCGCUCUUCUUGUACCAGGCGUCACAGUGCGCCGUGUCGUACCUGCAGCGCGCGCACGUAACGGCGCUGCGCGAGGAAGCCGCGCGAGAGCUGCUCUUCCCGGCUGUGACCAUCUGCAACACAAACCGCUUUCGCUUCUCCGCGCUCACCGACGCAGACAUCUACCACCUGGCCAAUCUGACCGGCCUCCCGCCCAAAAACACUGAGGGCCACCGCGCGGCUGACCUGCAGUAUCCCGCACCGGACAUGCAGGACAUCUUCAACCGAACCGGACACCAGCUGGAGGACAUGCUCAAGAGCUGCAACUUCAGCGGACACAACUGUUCAGCGCGAGACUUCUCUGUGGUCUAUACAAGAUACGGGAAAUGCUACACAUUCAAUGGAAACAAAACGACAUCCAAAAAGACAAAGCAGGGAGGCAUGGGGAAUGGCCUGGAGAUCAUGUUGGACAUCCAGCAAGAUGAAUAUCUGCCCAUCUGGAGAGAAACAAAUGAGACGUCUUUAGAGGCGGGGAUCCGUGUACAGAUCCACAGUCAGGAUGAGCCGCCUUACAUCCACCAGCUCGGCUUUGGCGUCUCGCCGGGAUUCCAGACCUUUGUUUCUUGUCAGGAGCAAAGGUUGACAUAUCUGCCCCAGCCCUGGGGAACCUGUCGCUCGUCAGCUGAUCCCUCUAUCCCGGGUUAUGACUCAUACAGUAUCAGCGCGUGUCAUUUACACUGUGAGACUCAGCUGGUUCUGCAGCAGUGUCAGUGCCGUAUGGUGCACAUGCCAGGAAAUGCAGAAAUCUGCUCUCCUGAGAAACUCAAGUGUGUGGACAAAGCGUUGGAGCUAUUGCAGAAGAGUUCAGGUGAGUUCUCAUGUGCAUGUGAGACUCCCUGUAAUCUGACACGUUACGGAAAAGAGCUUUCCAUGGUAAAGAUUCCCAGUAAAGGUUCUGCACGAUACCUGUCCAGAAAAUACCAUAAAUCAGAGGAUUACAUCAGAGAAAACUUUCUCAUUCUGGACAUUUUCUUCGAAGCUCUGAACUAUGAGACGAUCGAGCAGAAGAAAGCCUACGAUGUUGCUGGGUUAUUAGGUGAUAUCGGAGGACAGAUGGGACUGUUCAUUGGAGCGAGCAUCCUCACCGUCCUCGAGAUUCUAGACUAUAUUUAUGAGGUGAUUAAGUUCAGGUUACAGCGAGUUUUGAGACCACAGAAGGAAGAAAAACGACCACAGCAACAAUCCAGCACUGUAGCUACAGUCAACGUGCAGGACACAAAGACAAAGGAGGCCAGUGAGCAUACGGAGAGAAAUGCAGAGGGUGCAACAUUCACCAAAACCUUCCUCCCAAACCACCACCAUCAUCUGCAUCAUCAUCAUCACCUUAGUCAUCAAAAUGAGGACUUCGCCUGCUGACCAACACUAUGGAUCAUCUCAGUCUCUCUCUCUAUCUCUCUCUCUCUCUCUCUCUCUCUCUCUCUCUCUCUCUGAUCUUCUUUUCACCAGUUAAAGCUCCAGCCAAAGCUCACCUUCUACACCUGUGCUUGGAAUGGACAGUGUGUGUGUGUGUGUGUGUGUGUGUGUGUGUGUGUGUGUGUGUGUGAUAGAUGUCUGGAUGAGAUGUUCUCGAGUGCUGGAGCAGUUUGAGUGCCAGCUCAGGACAUUAAUCAGAGCUUUCUCCAGCUGCUCUCCUUCUCCUCUGUUUUCUCUCUAAGUUUAAGCUGUCCUGUAAAAUUCCCCUUCAGUCACUGGGACACGAUUUGGUCAGUGCUGGACACAAACGUCUUCUCGCUGUAUAACUGAGCGAGUGUGUA